UGCCGCGCACACUUCUCUCGAAUCUCGAACGUAAACCAGUCUACGUUUCGUGCGCAGCUACGUCGCUGGUGUAAACAAUAUCUGUGUUCGUUAUUCAAGUGAAGCGAAAAUGGCUAUUAGCAGAUUAUCUAUUAUUAAAUUUUUGGAACUGGCAUUGACGUGUUCCUGCGUCGCGCUGCACUACCACAGCUACAAUGCCGACGCGGACGUCGGCAUGCUGGUCACCGGUACCUUCAUCGGCUACCUCAUCAUAUUUGCUGGCGCUGCUGCCGGUUACGUGAUGCAGACCCAGGCUCACAAACGCAUCGAUAUUUUCUACUCGCUCGUGGGUGUUGCUCUGUUCGUCGCUAGCGGGGCUCUGUUGAUUGACAGAUUCCAGAACUAUUCCAAGUCCGAAUUCAGGGACAAGAAUUUGGCAAAGGCUUCGCUUUCAAUUAUCAACGGAGCCAUUUUGCUGAUUGAUGCCGUGCUGACCCAGCGUGGAGGCUAAAGCGUGCUCUUUUAAUUAUUACCAAUUUAUCUAUAAAGAGUCUCUAAAACAUUUAACAAGUAUUUUGUCAUUAUUAAGAAUGGAUCUUAAAACUCUACAAUGAAUAAUUAUUAUUCUUAAUUGCAUAUAAGCUCAUAUAUGCACUUCGAUAUUUAUUGAUGUAAACGCUUUACAUGUUCGUGUUUAAAUAUAAGAUUCAUCGGUAAACAUCAACUUGUCAAAAUGUUCUGUAAAAAAUUAUGUGCCUUGAGAUCAUUCCAUUGAUAAAAACUACAGUUUAAAAAAUCUUCAAUAAUGAACAAGCUUUAAGAAAUAAGCGAGAAUUACAAUUUCGUCCAUAGAUAGAAAUUAAGGAUUUAUAUUUUUUGUAUGACUGUAUUUAAAACUUAUACUUAGGAUAUAUUAUGGGUGUGCUGUUAUUUGUUUAUUUAUAAACUGAAUAUCUUGUAAUAAUAAAAAAUACUACAACUAGUCUUCCAUGUACAAAAUGAUACGCAAACUAAAAUACCACUAUUCCGUUAUUUAUACAGUGUAGAAUACAGAGAAUUGUUUUUGUUAUGCUAAUAUAAAUAAGUAUUUAAGGUGAACUUUGUCUUGAAAAAACGGAAAAUCUUCAAAUAUCAAAUUAAAUAGACCAAUAAUGAACAUUGAAAGGAACUUUUAAAAGCCAAUCUAUUCUAAGUACUCACUAGUUUUUGAUAUUUUUUCUUGCAUUUUCAUGUAACCACCAAUGUUUUUUUA
This is a messenger RNA of Vanessa atalanta (red admiral), 1231 nucleotides long. RefSeq lists its product as uncharacterized. The transcript is spliced from 4 exons. Lineage: Eukaryota; Metazoa; Arthropoda; Insecta; Lepidoptera; Nymphalidae. Gene Ontology annotation, biological process: septate junction assembly. The record is from RefSeq and is a predicted model, not a curated record. Bases 110 to 490 code for a protein of 126 amino acids.